Molecule: messenger RNA, 2772 nt
Organism: Helianthus annuus (common sunflower)
Lineage: Eukaryota; Viridiplantae; Streptophyta; Magnoliopsida; Asterales; Asteraceae
Product: F-box/LRR-repeat protein At5g63520
Exons: 7
Coding region: 1272-2642 (456 amino acids)
Biological process (GO): regulation of DNA-templated transcription; protein polyubiquitination; positive regulation of proteasomal ubiquitin-dependent protein catabolic process
Molecular function (GO): protein binding
Source: RefSeq, a predicted model, not a curated record
UUCACAAUCCCCCAUAUUUCUUUUUCAUAUUUCCCUUUUAUCUCUUCUACAUCUCUCAUCAGAGAAUCAUCAAUCUUCAUAUUUACACCACAGUAGCAAGCAUCUCCAUUAAUAUCAAUGGAGACAAAUCCACCAACCUCUGAAUUAAUGUCGCCGGUCCGUAGUUUCCCAAACCGGUUCUUUUGCAGCGACUUCCAAAACGAUGAAGAAUUUAAUGCUCCAGCAUCUGCAUACACUUAUAUGCAUGUUGAUUGUUCUCGGUCAUCUGAAGCCCCUGUUAGAUCCCCGGAUGUUUUGGUAUCCAACAAUUUCAUGAAAAACGCGGUUAUUGAUGACCAGGAUAUGGAUAUUGAUGAAGCAUCCCAAGAUUCCCAGAUGGAAGCCAUGACUGUUGCUGUUUCUGGAUCAUCUCAUGGUCCUUCUAUGUUUGCUGAAUCACCACGCGGCCAGUUAGACGGUCCUUCGAAUCCAUACUUUGUUUUUGAUACCCCCCAGGGAACCCGUUACUGGAUUCCUAAUGUUGCUGAUAAGUUCAUACCGGUGUGUGGCAAAACUUAUCCAACCUUUCAGGAUGUUCUUUCCAUGUAUGAACUUUAUGCGCUCGAAGCAGGUUUUUCUGUUAAAAAAGGUCAAACUAAAGUCUGGAAUGGAAUUCCCACACACAAGUAUCUCCGAUGCUCAAAAUAUGGAAAACCCCAACCAAAGCGGACUUUUGACACCCUAGAUGAAUCUUCUGUUAAGCACCGGAGGACCACCUUCUCAUGGUGUGACUGUAAGGCAAGCAUACUAGUAUCGAUAUCGAACGAUUCAUACACAGUCCUGACUUUCAAUGAUAUUCAUAAUCAUGAACUUGUUGAGAGUUACAACCGUGAUCUUAGUAAGAUAUCACGGAAACUGUCAUUCUCCACGAAACAAUUCAUUCAUAACAUGAGUCUAAACCGCAUCGGACCAAUGAGGUCUUAUAGAUGCCUUGUAGCUUUAAAAGGAGGGCAUCACAAUGUCAAUGGGACACCGGUCGAUUUUAAAAACUUUAGCCACCAGCUGCGAAUUUUUAUUGGUGAACGCGACGCACAAGUUUUCCUUGAACGCUUGCGUGAGCGUUAUGACAACCUACCCAACUUCUUUUUUGAUUACACCGUAUCAAACGGAAAGUUGUCCUCUGUAUUCUGGGCUGAUGAGAUUUCAAAGCUUAACUACAAAGCUUUUGGCGAUGUCCUAGCGUUUGAUGCAACUUACAGCACAAACAGGUUAGCCCCCCUCCCCUCUAACAUAUGUUAGGCCUGAUCCCCAAGUAUCCAAUUUUAACCCCAAAAAAGUUGUUCAUAUUGUUAACAUCAAAUCAAUUUUUUUGUUCAUUCACGGGUGUGGAUCAUCAUUUCCAAUGUGUUACAUUUGGAGCUGGUUUGAUAUCAACCGAGUCAAUUGAAUCUUACGUGUGGUUGCUUAAGGCUUUCUUGAAGGCACACGGUACUCAACCAACUCUCAUGCUGAGUGAUCAAGACCCAUCCAUGCUACAAGCUGUUCCUAUGGUCUUUACAGAAUCACGUCACCGUCUAUGCAUGUGGCAUAUAAUGAAAAAACUACCCUCCAAGAUCUCAGCCGACGUGCUCGAUAACACUGAUCUUCGGUCCUGCAUUCAUCGGUUGGUUUGGAAUGUUUAUAUCAAACCUGAAACGUUUGAGUCCCGCUGGAAUGACCUCCUACAAACAUUUGGGCUUCAAGAGCACAGCUGGUUGAACGACAUGUACAACAUGAGACAUCUCUGGGUUCCAGCCUACUUUAGAGAACUGCCCAUGUGUUGCUUGAUGAAGACCACCUCCCGCUGCGAAAGCUCUAACGCUGCCUUCAAGGUUAACUCAACAAGCGCAAACACCCUUGUACAAUUUAUGAUGUGCUUUGAAAAUAGGGUAGACAGCCAACGAUAUCGUCAACGUGUUUCGGAGUUCAAAACCUCUUCUACCAUGUUCACUGGCAAUACUGAGUUAGCGAUAGAACAACACGCGUUCGCCAUUUACACAAACGCUGUUUUCGCCCAAGUUCAAAAAGAAAUAAUUAAAGGGAAGUUUUUAUGCUACAUCACAAACCAAAGCGAGACGAGCGAUUGCAGUCUUCUGAUAGACGUCACUCAUUUGGAUAAAAGGAACAACAUCACAAACGUCUAUCAGGUUACGUAUAACAAUGUUGAUCAAUCGGCCAAUUGCUCAUGCAGGAAUUUCACACGUAUCAGGAAUUAUCAGGAGUAUUUUGUUGUUCAUGACAUCGGCAUCAAAACUGGUGAUACAUUUCGGUUUAACUUCUCAAAUACUAACACCGCUCUAUCUUCUGCCGCUGCUGUCUCCAGCCAUCUGAGGUCUUUGAAUCAAGGGAGCAAUAACACCACUGGCGGUGAUAAGCGGGAGGUGUUUGGCGGUCUUAUAUUCACUUCUCCUGAUGCGUCAUUCUUUGGCCAACCAGACGUUAACAGCUCGCCGUUUCUAGACAACUUCCCCGGUGUUGCAUUUGGGGGGACAUUUUGUAGCAGGGUGAUUGGACGUAGUGUUUUAACCCCGUACAUUAAAGAAUUUCAAGAACCGAAGGCGGUGGGAUGUUGCGUGCACGCGUACUGUGCUGUCUAUUUAGUCAUGUCCUACACUAUGGUUUGAUUAGAGAUUUUCUAAGAAUCCGUGAAAUUAGUUAAAGUGGUUUUGUGUUGGGAUUGGGACGGAUAGAAAGGACAAACCUUUUGGUAGCGAUCGUUUCACGGAAUGGAAUGGAAUCUUGAUGGAUUUGAAA